Messenger RNA from Brachypodium distachyon (stiff brome), 3508 nucleotides. RefSeq names its product ATP-dependent DNA helicase Q-like SIM. The coding region runs from base 607 to 3204 and encodes 865 amino acids. Gene Ontology annotation, molecular function: nucleic acid binding; 3'-5' DNA helicase activity; ATP binding. Gene Ontology annotation, cellular component: nucleus; cytoplasm; chromosome. Gene Ontology annotation, biological process: double-strand break repair via homologous recombination. The record is from RefSeq and is a predicted model, not a curated record. The transcript has 16 exons. Lineage: Eukaryota; Viridiplantae; Streptophyta; Magnoliopsida; Poales; Poaceae.
UGAAACGCCAGCCACUCUCUCUUCAUCCUUUCCCUCCCGCGAUUCGAAACCAAACCCUCGCCAUCUCAAUCCCCCGUCCCCAUCUCUCUCUCUCUCUCUGGAGCUGCGAACAGUGGGCGGCGCCGACGGCGGAAGGCGAGGGGCGCGAAGCGAAGUUGGGGUUCUGCCUCUAGGAGCCCGAUUCCACGGGUUUGGGUCGUCAGUGCUGCCUGUCGCCCUCACGCAGAGAGUUGGUUGGUGUUCCGGUUGCUAAUGCAGAUGGUGUUCCAGUUGCUGACGAAUUUUGCUGAUUGAGAAGUUGCACAACUGAAGCGUGUCUGUACAGAUUACGGGCCGUGCUGUAAAUUAGUGCAUGUUCACUUGUUUCCUAGCAUUGGAUUUGGACGUGCUUGAGAUCGUUGGACAUUACCAGACUUUCUCCUACCUUGAUGCUUUGUUCGACGGUGUGAGGCCGUAUUGAGCACCGUGCCUAACAACGAGUCUUGACCUUGAGGAUCUGAUCUUCAGCUGGCGAGUGUCGAGCUUGGUUGUCUUGACCUUGAAGAUCUGAUCUUCAGCUGGCGAGUGUCGAGCUUGGUUGUCAAGUGCAGUUCACUGAUUAUAGUCAUGGAAGUCGAUGCUGUCAGCAGCGAUGUAUCUGCUGAUCAUGUCAUCGCCGAGUUGCUCGAGAUGGGGUUUGACUUCGACAAGAUCAGCGAAGCAAUUGGGGUUGUGGGUCCGAACCGUGCUGAUGUUGUGGAGUUUGUGUUGAAUGGUUCUGGCAGCGGACAAAGGAAGCCAAGUCAGGAAUUUGGAAGAGACCUUUCUGUUCCGUCUAAUUCAGGGUCACGCGCGUCUGACAGGAGAACUAGAUUGGCCAAUCCCAGAGGGAGAUUUAAGCAGUCUAGCAUUACUGACCAUGUCUCCUCAACCACUUGCAGUAAAAGGGAAUCUCGUGGUGAAGAAGCGAGUACCUCAUAUUCUUGUUUAGUGGAUUCCGUUGACCCUGGAUUGACUGCUGCUAUUUGUUCUAAAUCAAAACCUGAAUCUCAGCCAUUGCUAGAGAAUCCAAGAGGUGGGUUUGACCGUAGUAACAAAAUUAGUGCUGUUUUGCGAAAGCAUUUUGGUUUCUUGUCCGUGAAGGGCUUCCAAAAGGAAGCCUUGGAUGCUUGGUUCGCUCACAAGGACUGUCUUGUUCUAGCGGCAACUGGAUCAGGGAAGUCCCUAUGCUUUCAGAUCCCAGCUCUUUUGACCACGAAGAUUGUAGUGGUGAUUUCACCCUUGAUUAGUCUAAUGCACGAUCAGUGUCUAAAACUUGCAAAACAUGGGAUAUCAGCAUGCUUCCUUGGAUCAGGGCAACCCGAUAAUCGUGUUGAGGGCAAAGCGAUGGCUGGCAUGUAUAAGAUUGUUUAUGUUUGCCCUGAGACCGUUUUAAGACUGAUGGAGCCGUUGAAGAAACUUGCAGAAAAGCCAGGGAUUGCACUUUUCGCCAUUGAUGAAGUUCAUUGUGUUUCUAAAUGGGGUCAUGAUUUCCGACCUGACUAUAGGAGAUUGUCUGUACUUCGAGAAAAUUUCAGUUCCAGCAACUUGAAGUUCUUGGAACAUGAUAUUCCUUUGAUGGCAUUGACUGCUACUGCAACUUUCCCUGUACGAGAAGACAUUGUCAAGUCACUGAAAAUGUCAGAAGAUACAUUGAUUGUCUUGACAUCUUUUUUCAGACCGAAUCUUCGAUUUAAUGUAAAGCACAGUAAAACCUCUGCCUCAUCAUAUGGAAAGGACUUCCAAGAACUAACAGAGAUUUAUAAUGCUUCAAAGAAUUUUGGUGGUAAAGGCCAGAAAAUUCUUCAUGCAGUUGAACCAGAUUCUGAAAGCAGUUCAUAUGAGUCUCUGGAUGAUAGCGCAUCAGAUGAUGACUAUGCAAUUGCUGGUUCUACGAACCAUGGUGAUAUUAAGAGAAGAAAAGUUGGCAUGUCUUUGGUAAAUGAAAACGCUGAGCAUGAGCUGGAUCAGUAUCAAGGAGUAGAUGAUUUUGAUGUUUCUUGUGGAGAGUUCCUUGAAGGUUCUCGACCUGAGAGCUUUGCAUCUCCUGCACAAUCCAAUGAAACUAUUUCACUGGAAAGUUUGGAUCAAGGUCCUACAAUUAUUUAUGUACCAACGAGGAAAGAAACUGUGGAACUAGCCAACUAUUUGUGCAAAUCUGGCCUUAGAGCUGCAGCAUAUAAUGCAAAGAUGCCUAGAUCGCAUUUGAGGCAGGUGCAUGAGCAGUUCCAUUCCAAUGUGUUAGAGGUGGUUGUGGCUACCAUAGCAUUUGGGAUGGGGAUUGACAAAUCAAAUGUCAGGAGAAUUAUUCACUACGGUUUCCCGCAGAGCUUGGAAGCAUAUUAUCAGGAAGCUGGCCGCGCUGGUAGAGAUGGGAAGUUGUCAGAUUGCACUCUAUAUUGUAAUUUUUUGAGAACACCAACACUCCUUCCUAACAAAAGAAGUGAUGAACAGACCAAGGCAGCACAUAGGAUGCUACGAGAUUGCUUUCAGUAUGCUUUGAACACUUCAACAUGUAGGGCCAAAAUACUAGUAAAGUACUUCGGAGAGGAAUUUGGUCCUGAUGGAUGUCAAAUGUGCGACAUCUGUAUUAAUGGCCCUCCUCAAAUGCAUGAUUUCAAGGACGAAGCAGUUGUCUUCAUGAAUGUGCUCCGAGCUCAAACCGGACAGGCAACUGAAGAUAUGGAUUGCAACAGUAUGUCCCGUUCUAAAUCUGGAAGGCGAAGUUUUGGGGCGAUACCUGAUUUCAGAACUGCGGUCAGUUAUAUAAGGGAAAAGUUUCCUAGGUUUGUCACGACCGACAAGAUAUGGUGGCAAGGUCUUGCUCGUAUAUUAGAGGGCAUGGGAUACAUACAGGAAGCAGCUGAAAUUCCCCGUGUUGUACUCCAGCAUCCAGAGCCAACAAGAGCUGGAUUAAACUUUUUGAGUUCACAACCAGACGAGGAAGGUUUAUAUGCAUACCCUGAUGCCGCUACGUUGCUGCUGAUGAGUAACCCAAAAUCCUUCUCUUCUUCCUCGGAGUGGGGCAGGGGUUGGGCAGAUCCCGAGACACGCCGCCAGCGUCUUGCCGGCAGGAAAACGGGAAGAAGGAAAAGGAAGAGGGGUUCUCGGAAGCAACCCACGGGUUUCACCACCGCAAAAGAGAGACUAUCAGCGAUACUCUCGAAGUCGAAGCGCAGAAGGUAGUAUGAGGAGUGAUAGGAUCCUGAGAUCUAUUCACGUGAGCUUGAAAUGAAAUAAACACAUAUGGUGCAAUUUAAGUUGCUAAUUUUUACACAAAUACUACUGAUGCUGUCAUGCUUGUUUGGAGAUCAGUUGGCUAUUUUUAUUUUCUUGAAGAUUGUGUGUUUACCAGGUUUUGGUUCUCACAGGUUUAUUGCAUAUUAGUAGGCCCAAGUGUCGUUUAUGAUUUCUUCGUGAGGGUAUGUAUGUACAAAUGAAUGAGGUCACAUGUCAGUACCAUUUUGGCAAUCCAUGAUCCAUCUAAACA